Messenger RNA from Emiliania huxleyi CCMP1516, 1503 nucleotides. RefSeq lists its product as hypothetical. The coding region runs from base 103 to 1305 and encodes 400 amino acids. NCBI's taxonomy places the organism in Eukaryota, Haptophyta, Isochrysidales, Noelaerhabdaceae. The transcript is spliced from 10 exons. The record is from RefSeq and is a predicted model, not a curated record.
GGCGGCGGCCGAAACCAGCUCUUCCUCCUCUUCGCCGGCGCUGAAGUUCGUAAAUCAGCGCAGAGCGACACAAACUCGUGGAGUUUGCCCAUUGCCCAAGAUAUGACGUCUCAGCCGCAGAGACGCACCAAAACCGCAGCCUCAGGUGGCCGACGCCUCCGCACCAGUGGCGGCGGCGGCGGCGGCGGCGGCGGCGGCGGCGGUGGCGGCGGCGCCAACCGCCUUCGUUUCGCACGACUGCCGCCAAGGCUCGAGUCGAAUGCGAGCAAGGCGGCGCCGGACGGCUUUGGCGCUGCAGAGCACGUGCUGCUUAUCGGCAUCGAUGGCAUCACUCCGCGCGCGCUCAACGACGCUAUCGCUCGCGGCGAUGCGCCGUCGCUCGCCGCGCUGCGGUCGCGCGGCGCGUGGUCGGACGAGGUGCGCGUGACGCAGCCGUCCUCGUCCCUCUCGUCGUGGGCGUCCAUCCUGACGGGGUCUCCGCCGGAGAUGCACGGCGUCCACCUCGCGGCGCAGCUGCGCUCCGAGUACCCCGUCCGGCCUGCCUCCUACCCGGAGGGUGUGCGAUACCCGACGCUCUUCACCGCCCUGCGCGAGGCGCGGCCCCGCCUCUCCACGGCGGCCUACUACUCGUGGCCGCCUCUCAGCUCGCUGCUCGGCCAGGCGGAGCUCAACGUCUCUGCGCUGCGGCCGUGCGGCUCGUGCGACGGGUGCGUCGAGGUCGAGCCGCAGCUGGCGGCCGAGUUCGUCAAGGCGCUCAAGCGGCAGCGCUUCGCACUCUCCUGGGUCUAUUUUGACGUCCUCGACGAGACCGUUGACGAGUGGGUCGGCCAAGGUCGCGACGCGCCGACCGGCCGGUCGCACGGCGGCUUCUCGACUGCGGAGCUGGAGGAGCCGCCGGGCUGCUCGGGGGCGGGGUGGGCAGCGCUUGCGCGGGUAGCUUCGCGCGCCUGCUCUUACGCGUCCACCCGUGAGCAGGUGGCGGGCAGGCUGACAGUGCCGAUCUCGUCCACGGACGCCGCGCCGACCCUGCUGCACGCUCUGGGCGUGACUCCUCCGGUGCAGAUGCACGGCCGCGUGGUGGCGGAGGCGUUCGGGGGAGGAGGUGUCGAGGGGCAGAGGAGAGCGCGCCACUCCGCCCUCGGGUCCACCCUCGGCACGCUUCUGCUCGCGCUGUGCGCCGUGCUCACCCUGCCGCAGGUCGUGCGUGCCAUCAAGCGCAGCCGAGGCGUCUCGACCGGGUUCGCGCCCGGCUACGUCCGCGCCGGCGGCGUGAUGAUGUCGCCCAUGCCGCUCACAAGCCCGUGAGGCCCGCGUCGCGGUGGGGCGGCGACGGGUCGGCACGCGAGAGAGGUUGUCCGGCGCGGAUGCGUUCCCGCGCCGCCACCACCGUGGUUUUCGUUUUGCAACGAUGCGGUGUCUGUGCGGUGAAUGUCGUGUCUUAUCUUCGUGUGCCGCUCGUGCUCUCGCGCCCAGGAUUCAACAAUGCACCAAUAUUCAGUUUCC